GCUUUUCACCCAAUAGCAGCCGAGCAUCGUCCGUCAACCGAACACUUUAUGAGAGACGAGACUCUAGAGUCUCCAACUCCGCUCGUGUUGUCAAACGCUCGAUCCAACGAAGGCCGUCCCCUCCAAUUACUAGCGGCAUCCAGCAAAAGUCUAAAAACAAGAAGACGGCAAAAGAGCAGAAAAACCGUCAUAACCAGGCGACUGUUCUUACCAGGAUCGAGGACAUUAUGCAGUUCUACUUCGGCUUCGACCGCAACGAACAGAGCGGUGGUAACGGCAACGGCGCCGGUCUCAGCGCUAACAAGAUCAAUGUCCAGCGCGGCUCAUGCGCUCUCCUUUACUACUUGCUUCAUAAAGACCGCUGCGGAGCUAUAAGGAACGGCAGACUAGCUCAGUGGGAAGCGAAUAUGCACCAGAUCGCUCAGAACGCGAUCGACGAGACGGCACCUCCUUUCGCAGGCGGCUUCCUAGAGUCUUCCGAGCCACCUUGCACGCACGCCGACACGAAAUCAAAGGAGUGCGAGAUCCACCGCCACCCCGACUGGAUAGUCUGCAGGAAACGUCACGCCGAGGCCACUUUCCAACACAACGAGGCAGCAUACCUCAGGGAGAUCGGCAUUACCAAAGAAAUGGCGCUUUUCGGAGCUUCGGCCGGCGGGUCGAGACAUGCUUAGACUAAUCACUUCAUCGCUUUUUCCUUCACGUUUUGCAGGAGGUACAGUGUCCCGGGCGGUUUAGCAAGCGUUGUGUUUUCGAUCGAUUUUUGGGAGGUGAUGCCAAGCACUUGAUUAGCAUUUCGGUUUUUUGGGAUUCGGAUAUUGAGCAACUACUGUAUCAUAGAAAAAAGGAUGGAUGGUUUGGACAUGGGAACAUAUUUGUAACGACCGUGAUGAACGAUGGACACGAGCUUUGUGUGAUAUUAUCAUACUGCUACUACUACUACUACUGGCUACCUACACUUGAGCUUGAAAAAGCUCAAAGAAACAGAAAUGAAGAAAAGCGUGAAAUC
Molecule: messenger RNA, 1009 nt
Organism: Pseudocercospora fijiensis CIRAD86
Lineage: Eukaryota; Fungi; Ascomycota; Dothideomycetes; Mycosphaerellales; Mycosphaerellaceae
Exons: 1
Coding region: 228-674 (148 amino acids)
Source: RefSeq, a predicted model, not a curated record